UAGCAAAGAGUAAGUGAAAUUUAUAUUAAUCCGUGACAUACCGUUGGGCGUUGACAUAAUUUAUCUAGAGCUAUGGGUUUGUGACUCAAGGUCCGUAAUCCGUAUCUGUAAAGCGAACGCUUAUCUGCGGCAAUCGCAAAGUGCGUUGUUUUUAUUGUGUUGAGUGGGUAGGUCUGUAAUGUUGAUAAUAAUUAAAAUACCUACCUGGCGCUGUGGAAGUUGAACUAACAUAAAAAUGCCUAUUAAGUUGAUUCGGACAGACGCUGAAGAUCCUUGCAAAAUUCUGUUGCCUCUGGGUAAUCAUGUAAUCGGAAGAGGUAAAUUACUUGAUUGCGAUGAUAAAAAGAUAUCACGUCAACAUGGAGAGUUGCAAGUCACUGAUGAUUCAUUAUCUUUAAAAGCGUUGCAUCAAAAUCCAUGUUUCUAUCUAAGAAAAGGUUUAAACCCUCAAAUAUUAUUACAAGAUAAAACAAUACCUUUAUUUAAUGGGGACAGAUUUGGUUUAUUGCCAGAUACAUUCUGGUAUGAAGUGCUUUUCUGUUCUGGUAUGGAAGCACCAACAAAUAUUGAGAGUGAGAAAAACACUGAAGAGUACUGUCUGGAAAACAAUGAGUGCAAAGAUAAAACCAGCUCAAACGAGUUUGACUGUAAUAAAACACAGUCUGCAGUCGCAACCCAAAAUAGUGUUCCUACAGAAGUAUUAACCAAAAAUUCUGAACCAGCAAAUUCAAUGGAAGAUGGAACAGGUCAGAAAGAGCCAGUCAGUGUAAAAAGUGAAAGCAAGCCAAGUAAGGAAGAGGAGCAACUUAGUAUUGACACCAAUUCAGUUAAAAGGAGUCAUAGUCCAGACAACAGUGAUGUGAAAAAAAUUAAGUUAGUUGAAGAUGAAGCCGCAAACUCUGAUGAUGUCAAGCCUGGACCCAGCUUAAAUCAAGGCCAAGCGGCACAGCCAAUGAACAACGUUGGCGCGAAUGGUGCCUCGAACAAUAACCCUCCACGAGAACGGUGCAUGUACGGUGGUGACUGUUACAGGAGGAAUCCACAGCACCUGGCGCAGUUCAGCCACCCGCGCGACGCGGACUGGGGCCCGGGCGAGCGCGGCCAGUGCCCCUACGGCGCCCAGUGCGCCAAGACCGACCCGCGCCACUGGCGGGACCACGAGCACCCGCCGGGGAAACUGCCGCCGCCCAGGCCAGAUAUGCAAGUUGUGCGAAGGCACGGGAACGUGUACUUCAUUAACGCACAGACCGUCAACUUCUAUGACGACCACUUUCAAGUCGAAGACUCUGACGGCGAAAGCGUCGACUUCGAUUACGAGUUCUAAUACGACCCUUUGGCUUCAUGAAAGAUAUAAACGUCUGAAACUACCGGGAUAUUUGGCGGGGAAUACCAAAGUUAAAUUAUUAAAUAUUGGUAUUACCUUCUCACUACUAAUUAUUCAAGAUUUGUGUUACUUGAAAUAUUAUUGAAUAGCUUUUGCCGCGACUUGUUUCCGUUUUGUAAAAGUUCUGCGGGAACCAUUCCAGGGUUGGAAGUUAUGUCUAUUCAAAAUAUAUAAAGAUGGGAUUUUGUAAAUCUGUAUAUACCCAUAUACAGAUUGUCAUCUGUAUAUGGGUAACAAGUGAUAUUUUUAUGAAUGCUGUGGUAACGGUAGGUACGCGUAUGUUUUUUGAGUCCUAUGUAUGGAAAUAAAUAUAAAAUUUGGCAUAUAUACAUCCUGGAGAUGGUUCCAGGAUGUAUAUAUGCCAAAUUUGAUCAAAAUCGGUGCAGUAGAUUAGCCGAACACAACAAAAAGCAGGCAACAAACAGAGAGACACACCUCGGCAACCAUAAUUUUAGUAUGGAAAUCUCUUUCUCAAGCACAUUAUGGUACCAACAGCUGACUUUACGUUCUUACCAACAGCCAUCCCAAAAAAUGAUGUUUCGAGUUUGGUUAGUCUAGAUUUAAUGUAAAGGAUAGUGUUUAGUACGUAAAUGAGUAUAUUUUGGGAUUAUAAUAAUAAUAAGCCUAAAAUCAUAUCUUUACAGUUAUUGUAAAGAUAUGAUUUGAUUUAGUCUGAUACCAUUCGAUACCCAACCUAGUUGGAUUUAAUGGCAUAGCCGUAUAAAGAAAUUAUAAAUUUCUACAAAACCUCAUCAGCUAUCUGAUUACUGGUUAUUUUUGUUGUUUGAUUAUUCAUACACUUAUUUGUACACUGCACUAAGUGAGAACUAUGUCUGUUCUCCAAAAGGGAUUGCGCUCUCUGAUUGGCUCUCAAUUCGGCCAAUCUGAGAGCGCGUCUUAUUUUCGACACAAAUCCGAAAUUAAGGUGCCUAUACAAAUUUGCUAACUAUAGUUACUCGCAAACAAAAUUUUUUAAGAUCAAAACACAUCAUACUUCAUAUAAAGUAUCGACAUCCCGCACAAUAAUAUGGCUCACGUAGAGUUUCAAUUCUUAAAGUAAUUCUUCCGAGUGUCAAGUGCGUGAUUAUCUACCUACGUUAAAGAUAACUAAGCUUUACAUAGUGUCAAAGUAGAUCUAGUUCGGAUCUAGAAUACUAGUAAACAGGCUUGUCAAUAGAUGGCGUUCGUCCUAUAUCAUUAACUACGAAUUAAAGUAAACGUAGGUAGAAAAUCUCACACUGGGCCCUCUGAUUGCAUUGUUCAAUACUAAACAACCCACACACAAUAAUCAAAAUUUUGUCAAUAUAUUGUUCUGUAUUAGUUCUGUACCCUUAGUUAACGCUUGGACUUCGCUAGCUAUUUUUUUAAAUUUACUUCGAAUUGUUAAAAAAGUUAAAUUGAUAACAAGGUUUCAAGGUUCAUCGUGGUGUAAGGUUUUAAAAAUAUCAUGUGGUUAUAUUUUAAUAAUACUUUAAAGAAACAAUAAAACUCAAAAAAAUAUUUUUUA
Pararge aegeria (speckled wood butterfly) is the source of this 2891-nucleotide messenger RNA. RefSeq names its product aprataxin and PNK-like factor. The record is from RefSeq and is a predicted model, not a curated record. Gene Ontology annotation, biological process: double-strand break repair. Gene Ontology annotation, cellular component: nucleus; site of double-strand break. Gene Ontology annotation, molecular function: DNA-(apurinic or apyrimidinic site) endonuclease activity; 3'-5' exonuclease activity; protein binding. Bases 236 to 1324 code for a protein of 362 amino acids. Lineage: Eukaryota; Metazoa; Arthropoda; Insecta; Lepidoptera; Nymphalidae. The transcript is spliced from 7 exons.